Molecule: messenger RNA, 3038 nt
Organism: Arvicanthis niloticus (Nile rat)
Lineage: Eukaryota; Metazoa; Chordata; Mammalia; Rodentia; Muridae
Source: RefSeq, a predicted model, not a curated record
GGAUUUUCCAUUUUAAUCAGCUUACAAACAGCAACGUGAUUCUUGCAAUGUGAUUUUUUUUUUUUUUUUAAUUUAAAAACCUAAACAGAUCCUUUCUCGGCCUGUACCCAAGCUCUCCUCUGUCCCUCUCUGGAGGGGCUCUUGGCCUUCCCUGAUGAGCUCACAGUCUCAGGGGCGCAGGGGUUGGGCAAGGGCGAGGCCGGUCGACGGGGCGGGCAGGGGGCGGCCGCUGUGACCUCGGGCGUCGCAAACACCGCCCUCCGCGGCCAGCGAUAGGUCCCACCCCACCUAGGCGACCUGCGGCCGGGGGCGGGGAGACGCGGCGGGGACGCGCGGCGCGGCGGUUGAGCGUCCGGGAGAUGUGGGCACCGAGCGGCCCGGGGCCCGCGGGCUGGGACCGCCGCAGGGUGGGCGCGCGACUACGAGCCGCACUGGCUGGGCUGCAGGAGCUUCAGGGGCUGCGCGCCACGCAGCAAGCGCGCGUGCGGGGAGCCCUGGGCCUGCACCCUGCGCCAGGGCCCCGCGGCCAGGAGCUGCGGCUGGAGUCGGCGCUGGCCGCGCUACGGGAGCAGCUGUCACGGCUAAGGAGACAGGAUGCUGGCCUGAAGACCCACUUGGAUCAGCUGGACCAGCAGAUAAGUGAACUGCAGCUGGAUGUGAGCAGGUCUUCCUGUGAGGCCUUAGACAGUGACAGCAGGCCCAGCUCUGGUUUCUAUGAGCUGAGUGAUGCUGGUUCCUGCUCCCUGUCCACCUCCUGUGCAUCAGUUUGCAGUGACCGUCUAUCCCCCUCCCUGGGUAGCUGGCUGCCUGUGCUCCAGCCCUCGAAGUCCAGGUCUGGCAUGGGAGACUGGCGACCUCGCUCUGCUGAUGAGACCACUGUCCCUGCAUGGAGCCCGCAGCCCACAGAAGAUAGCAGGCUCCUGCAUGGUGCCAAGGGCACAGGCCGGCCGAGGGGCGUGUUCCGGCCCAGACCAGUGUCUACAGGCGAUCUCGAGAGAGUCCUUCCAGCUGAUGCGGGCCUCCAGAGAGCUGGCACUGAUGCUGCAUCCCUCCUAUGCCAGGGAGUAGAGGUCCCAGCCCACGCACUGGACCCCAAGUACCAGCGUGAUCUGGUGGCCAGGGGAGGCCAGGAGGUGUACCCAUAUCCCAGCCCCCUCCAUGCAGUGGCUCUACAGAGUCCUCUCUUUGCCCUACCUAAAGAAGCUCCAUGUUUUGACAUCUACUCACCUCCCCAGGAUCCUCCUCAGGUUCCUGUUGAUGAGAACAGGACUCGAAUUGAGCCGAUUCGUGAGCUGGCCUCAGCUGAAGCCUACAUCCACAGGCUAUUGCGACUGCGGGGCCAAGAGCUCCCCCUGAGAGAUGUUGGGCAGGAGCAGGGAGGUGAUGCAGCUGCUUUUCCACAGAAGCCCUGUGGCCAGAGGGCAAACAGUAUAGGUCAGUUCGAGAAGCCUGCCGAUCGGGGAGGAGUGAAACUAAGUAGAGGUGCUGCCAAGGACAGCCUCAGGCAACAGGGGCCUGUGUCCCUUGUGGAUACUGAGCCCCUCAGCAGCCCCCUAAAGGAGGAAACCAUACCUUGGAAUUCCUCUGUCCAUGGAGAUGAUACUGUUGGUCCCUCUGUCUGCUCCCAGGCCCAGCUGCCUCUUAGUGAUUGUGACCAAGGACCAGUCCUGUCACCAUCCAGGGUGUUGAGCGCUGAGAGCCCACCUUUGGCUCCAGGGUCCUUUGCCUAUACAUCCUGUACCACUGGUGAAACCUCCCCAGUAAGUCUGAGGAUGGGCUCUCCCCAAAACAAGGCCAUGAAGGUCAGAAGAAGAGUUAGUGAGAAAGUACCGAGACUGGGGAAACAGCUCCCACCACAAUCUGAGAGACAGCGGGGCAUUCAUGCUGUGUUGCCCACAGAGCGAGACCCCUCCUCCAGGCCUCAGCAGGGAGGUCUCAGCAGAAGGCCCACACUGGCCAGAGAGCCUCCAGGACGCUCCUGUUCUGAGUCCACCCUCUACCCUGUGCCCUUCCUUGUCCCCCUAGUGGUGGCCCAGAGGGAAAGUUACCCAGUAUCCUCCCAAGCUCUUUUCCCAAUGGAGGCAGCCCUCAACUCAGCAGCCAGGCGGAAGCAGCGCAGGUGGCAGUCCACUAUGGAGAUCUCAGCCAAAGCCCGUUCAGUCAGCCGACCGGGGCCCAGCUUGGGUCCCUCUAGGUCCCCAGCCAAGAGAGGAGGUGGUCCCCGGGCGCAGAGCAGGCCCACACUUGCCCGUCAGGAUGCCUGUGCGAGGAGUGAGUCAGACCCUUCAGAGCACUCUGCAGAAUGCGCCUCACUAGUCCAUUCUACUAUUGCGGAAACCAGCGAGGAAGAGGAGGCCAGUGACCACACUGCCAACCGCUUUGGGGACGAGUCCAGCAGCAAUGAUUCAGAAGGCUGUGUCCAGAGAAGCCGCCGCGGCCUGGCAGUAGGCAGUGCAGAAGCUGGGCAAGGAGAGUGGGCGUGGCCUCGGGUGUCCCCCCAACAGUCCUCACGGGCCCCAGGAGGCACCAGGCCACCCCUGCCCCCUGUACCCAAACUGUGCCGCAUCAAGGCCUCCAAGGCCCUGAAGAAGAAGAUCCGAAGGUUUCAGCCAGCAGCCCUGAAGGUCAUGACCAUGGUGUGAUGCCAGUGUUUCAGGACAAGUCUAGGACCCCAGAAGGUGUCAUGUGAUGUGGUAGCCCGUGCCAUGUGAUGAGCAGGCGGAGGGUGGUACCAACCCACCAUUUUGCUUAGGUUUCUCAGUCACCCUCAAUGUGGUUGUAGGUCUUCUGGGGUGACAUUCCCUCCAGCCAUUUUCAUUGCAUGAUUCCAUCCACAGUUUUGCCCCCCACCAUAGUGUGCCUGCUUUGUGAGGAGAAAUCUCUAAUAAGACGUUCCUCCCCAGAGACAUCUUAGAAACAUGGAUUCCUGUUGUGGGGAAAACAGAUUUGAAUUUAACUCGAUAUUACAGUCAUGUGAACAAACACCUAACCAUGCUGAUAUAGUUCCAAAUAAAAGAACCAUGUUUCCUUUCUCCUCA